This is a messenger RNA of Condylostylus longicornis, 1384 nucleotides long. RefSeq lists its product as uncharacterized. The transcript has 5 exons. The record is from RefSeq and is a predicted model, not a curated record. Bases 160 to 1305 code for a protein of 381 amino acids. Lineage: Eukaryota; Metazoa; Arthropoda; Insecta; Diptera; Dolichopodidae.
AUACAAAUUUAAAGUUAUACGAAUUUAUAAUUUAUAAAUUAAUUGAAUUUUUUCCAAAAAAGUGUUAUAAGUUUAGUUAUAGUUUUUGAGAAAUACUGACUUGCAUACAGGCCACUACAAUUUUUAAAAAAUUAAUAGAAUAUUUUUAUAUUUUUAUAAAUGGAUUACCAUAUACCAGUACCAGAAAGUAUUGAAGCGGAACUAUACCGUUUAAGAACAAAAACAAGAGAACUUGAAAUUGAACUUGAUACCUUAAACGCACAAAAUGUACGAUUAAAUAAUGAACAUUCACAAUUAUCACAUGAAUUGAAUUUAAGAACUAAAGAAGCUAAAACAGCAUCAAGUAUAAAUGCUGAAUUAAGAAUGAUGUUAUUUAAAGCUGAAAAUGAACGUGAUGAAUUAAAUAAUUCUUUACAAAGUUUAAAACAGAAAUAUAAUAAAUUAUAUGAUAAAUAUGCGGCAAAAGAUCGAACAUUUAAGGCGAUUAAUGAAAGUUUUCGUGAAGGAAAUCGAAUGAGUUCAAUUGGGAGACCAGAACAUGCUAGAGUAAAAUUCCAAAGACCAGAAAGUAUUUUACAAAGAGCCCCAUCACAAUGUAAUGAAAUAACAUUAGAAUUAAAUAAACAGCUUGAAGAAGCAUUUGAUAAAAUUGAAGAGCUCGAAUUUGACCUUGAAAGUGUUGAAAUACUGGAAAAUGAAAAUGAAUAUUUACGUAAUGAAUUAAAUAAAUUUAAAGAUUCAACUGAUUCACCAAUACCAUUGAAAAAGAAUAAUUCAAGAUCAUCAACUUUAAUCAAUGAACAACUACAACAACCACAACAUCAAUUAAGAUUAUCAUCAUCAGGAAAUCGUUUUUCAGCAACAUCAUUAGCUUCAUCACGUUCAUCAACAGCAUCAUCAUCAUCAACUGGUGAUAGUAAUCGUUUUUCUAUAGCAACUACUAUUAGAGCUGAUGAUUUAAAUCAAAAUGCAAAAUAUAAAUCAUUAUCAGAAGAUUAUAAUGAAAAUAUAUAUGAGACAAUUGGUGAAUCUCAUAUAAAUAUGAAUGUUAGGCCACCUGUUAAUUAUAAAAAUGACUCAUAUAGAAAUGAUAGUAAUAAUGAAUCAACAACAUCUGAGAAACCAACAAUAAAAGCAAAACCAUCAUUUUUACGUGGUGCAAGAUCUACCGUUGGCGGUGGUGGCAGUGGUACUGGUGGAGGUGAAAUAAAAGUUUUAACAUCAUCUGAAACCGAAACUAUGCUAAAUUUGGUUGAUGAAUUACACCAAUUUAAAUUUAAAAAUCCAAGUCAAGGACCAAAAUAAAAUUAUUAGCAUAAUAAUUAUUUUAUAUAUACUUAUUAUUAUAAAAUUAAAAAAUAAAAAAAAAAAAACUAAAUUGUAU